GACGGCUCAAAGUCAAGUGCAACGUAUGUGCAAUGCCUUUAUUUCAGGUUCAGAGAUUGAGGACAUAUAAAAAAGCCUUACCUCUCUUGUUUGGUAUCAUUUUUGACCAUAUAUAUAAAAAAGCCUUAAUUCCUUUAAAACCUUAGGACCUUAGAUAUAUAUAUCUCUAUAAAUCAAUGUCGUCAAGCUAUGAAUUUAUGAAAGCUUGAACUAAUUUAUGAAUUUCCUUAUAAUUAAGUAGUACGUGUUUGGGUUUUUCAAAAAAAUUAGUAAGUGUAUGUCGAACAACGAUCUCACCGACCUAACUGACGCCGCAUCUUCUACCUCCGAUCCCCUUCUCCGCAAGCUCGAAGACGCCAUAUACACUGUAUUAUCGUGCGCCGAUCUACUCCCCAUUGGCUCCCUUCAGGCCCGGAUCAUCGUACUGGGUCCCUCCCCCGCGCUCCCGUAACUAUGGCCUCAGCUGCUUUAGAAGCUUGCUAACCCUUUGACUGAGGAGGAGUCUAUGUCCACCACCAUUGUUAGGGGUUGGCUUUAUUCCGAUUAUUUAUUUCAAGUGGAUCAGAUUUAUUAAGAGAGCAAUUGGAUAAUGGAGUCUUGUGACUGCAUUGACACACAGUGGCCCCCUGAUGAACUUUUGGUGAAAUAUCAGUAUAUAUCAGAUGUGCUAAUUGCACUUGCAUAUUUCUCUAUUCCCCUGGAGCUUAUAUAUUUCGUCCAAAAAUCAGCAUUCUUUCCAUACAGAUGGGUGCUCAUGCAGUUUGGCGCUUUUAUUGUUCUUUGUGGAGCAACCCACUUCAUAAACUUGUGGACAUUCUCUAUGCACUCUAAAGCAGUUGCUGUGGUGAUGACCAUUGCCAAGAUUUCAUGUGCCAUUGUUUCCUGUGCAACUGCUUUGAUGCUUGUUCACAUUAUACCAGAUUUGUUAAGCGUUAAAAGGCGGGAACAAUUUCUCAAAGACAAGGCUGAAGAACUUGAUAGGGAGAUGGGUCUUAUUCUUACUCAAGAGGAAACUGGAAGGCAUGUUAGAAUGUUGACUCAUGAAAUUAGAAGCACACUAAAUAGAGAUACAAUAUUGAAAACCACCCUUGUUGAGCUUGGGAGGACUUUAGGUCUGGAGGAAUGUGCAUUAUGGAUGCCAUCAAGAAGUGGUCAGGAUCUACAGCUUUCUCAUACUCUAAACUUUCACAUACAAGUUGGUUCCUAUGUCCCAAUAAACACUCCAAUAGUCAAUGAAGUUUUCAACAGUGUUCGAGCAAUGCGUAUACCAUAUACCUGCCCACUUGCCAGAAUUCGGCCUCUUGUGGGAAGAUAUGUGCCCCCUGAGGUUGUGGCUGUGCGGGUACCACUUCUACAUCUUUCCAAUUUCCAAAUUAAUGAUUGGCCUGACCUUUCUGGAAGAAACUAUGCGAUCAUGGUUUUGACUCUCCCUACAGAUAGUGCUAGACAAUGGCGAGACCAUGAAUUGGAGUUGGUUGAUGUUGUUGCUGAUCAGGUAGCUGUUGCUCUUUCCCAUGCUGCUAUUCUGGAAGAGUCUAUGAGGUCUCGUGAUCAGCUUAUGUCCCAGAAUGUUGCUUUGAAAUCAGCUCAACAAGAAGCAGAGAUAGCGAUUCAUGCUCGGAAUGAUUUCCUUGCUGUCAUGAACAAUGAAAUGCGGACGCCAAUGCAUGCAAUUAUUGCACUGUCUUCACUUCUUUUAGAGACAGACCUAACUCCAGAGCAAAGGGUUAUGAUAGAGACUGUACUAAAGAGUAGUAACCUUUUGGCAACACUUAUUAAUGAUGUUCUGGAUCUUUCGAGACUCGAAGACGGUAGCCUAAAGUUAGAUAUUGGAACAUUGAACCUUCAUGGGGUGCUUGGAGAGGUUAUUAAUUUGAUCAAACCUAUUGCUUCGGUCAAAAGAUUACAACUGAAUUUGAUUCAAUCCCCGGAUUUGCCAGUCUAUGCUGUUGGUGACGAAAAGCGUCUUAUGCAAACUAUUCUAAAUAUUGUUGGUAAUGCUGUUAAGUUCACAAAGGAGGGUUACAUUUCAAUUAUAGCUUCUGUUGGAAAACCAGAAUCUUUAAGAGAGUUGCGACCUUCUGAAUUCUUUCCCUUGUCCAGUGAUGGUCAUUUCUUCUUACGAAUUCAGGUUAAGGAUUCUGGCUGUGGUAUUCACCAGCAAGAUAAACCCCAUUUAUUCACCAAGUUUGUACAGCCUCAAAGUGGAUCUGGUCGGACUGCUAAUAGUGGUGCUGGCCUUGGGCUUGCCAUUUGUAAACGGUUCGUUAAUCUCAUGGGAGGUCAUAUUUGGAUCGAUAGUGAGGGAGUUGACAAAGGGACCACAUCUUCGUUUAUUGUAAAACUUGGCAUUUGCAAUAAUCCAAAUGACUCAUCCAUAAAUGUUCAAAUCGGAGAAGUGGCAAUCCCAAUGAACAUUAACCAAUGCUCAUAGCCAUCCACACAACAAAGAUGCACCAUGGAUGGUUUACCUUGAUGUGUGAAGAUAUCAUUGUACAUCAUCGGUUGAACUGGUGGUAGCAGUUGCAGACCGGGUUUAUUGGCAGGCUGAACAUAAUUUUGGUUCAUUGACAAGGCAAGGCUUACCCUCUUUGAUUGAUUAGUCUUAUGUUGUAUGAUCACUUAGUAUGAGAUAGAUGUCUUAACAAUGAAAAUUUACUUUAUAUGAAGGAAAAUGCGCACAUCUUUCCAAUUUCA
This is a messenger RNA of Cannabis sativa, 2697 nucleotides long. Its product is annotated as ethylene response sensor 1. Gene Ontology annotation, cellular component: endoplasmic reticulum. The record is from RefSeq and is a predicted model, not a curated record. NCBI's taxonomy places the organism in Eukaryota, Viridiplantae, Streptophyta, Magnoliopsida, Rosales, Cannabaceae. The transcript has 6 exons. Gene Ontology annotation, molecular function: protein binding; ethylene binding; phosphorelay sensor kinase activity. Bases 590 to 2434 code for a protein of 614 amino acids. Gene Ontology annotation, biological process: phosphorylation; signal transduction.